Schizosaccharomyces japonicus yFS275 is the source of this 726-nucleotide messenger RNA. Its product is annotated as fungal protein. Bases 1 to 726 code for a protein of 241 amino acids. Gene Ontology annotation, cellular component: Dsc E3 ubiquitin ligase complex. Gene Ontology annotation, biological process: SREBP signaling pathway. NCBI's taxonomy places the organism in Eukaryota, Fungi, Ascomycota, Schizosaccharomycetes, Schizosaccharomycetales, Schizosaccharomycetaceae. The record is from RefSeq and is a predicted model, not a curated record. The transcript is spliced from 3 exons.
AUGAUGGAAAUUGUCCGGAUACAUACGAGAAGGGAGCUUGUUGAAAUGUUGCAGUCGCUCAAUCUCAUCUGCUUCGUUCUUAUAUUUAUUCAGUACAACAAAGAUCUUCUCUUUUUUAGCUUUGUGCUCAAAUGCUUCUAUCAAUGGCUACUCUUAAAAGCCUGCAACUAUUUAAAAAAUUCCGCACAAAGCGCAAUUAUCUAUCUUUUGCCCGUGUUCACAUUCUACACAAUUAUUGCCAUUACUUUGCUCAGUAUAUGGAUCUACGGUCCACCCAUACCGUUUGAACGCUCUGAUGGUUAUCUGUAUGGAGGAAUGAUCGUCAAUUUUGUUGGCGAGCAAGCGGCAUCUUCAAUUAUGGAUAUGCUGAAGUUAAAUGUGGUACUUUGGCUGCUACAGUUCCUCAUUCUUGUUCUGCUGGCUGCUGUGAACAAUCGAGCAAAGGAGAGGACGGACGACCUAACGACGGACCAGGAGGACCAACAAGGUCCUCCUUCUCGUGACCAACGGCAAGAAGCACCAAGCGUGUUUAACAAUGGCAACCUCUUUUUCGCGCGGUACUCUUGGUCGGCCAUGUCUCGGCGGUAUUCGCCAUUACAGCUGUUGCGGGCGGAUGCGAAUGACCAAACAUACGUCCCUCCUAACGAUCCAUCGCUGUCGUCCAUAUCCCCCGUUGAAGUUAUUGAGGUGCACUGGAGGGACGUUGUCAGUGCCCUUCGCAGUUGA